Talaromyces rugulosus is the source of this 429-nucleotide messenger RNA. RefSeq lists its product as uncharacterized. Bases 1 to 429 code for a protein of 142 amino acids. Gene Ontology annotation, molecular function: cholestenol delta-isomerase activity; steroid Delta-isomerase activity; C-8 sterol isomerase activity. Gene Ontology annotation, cellular component: endoplasmic reticulum; membrane. Gene Ontology annotation, biological process: sterol biosynthetic process. The transcript has 3 exons. The record is from RefSeq and is a predicted model, not a curated record. NCBI's taxonomy places the organism in Eukaryota, Fungi, Ascomycota, Eurotiomycetes, Eurotiales, Trichocomaceae.
AUGGGCCCGUCCCAGGACCUCUUGGGCCAACUCUGGAAAGAAUAUGCCAAAUCUGACUCGCGAUAUUUGAUCUCCGAUCCAUUCGUAGUCAGCAUAGAGGCAGUCACAGUGGCAGUUUGGGGUCCAUUGUGCUUAUCUGUUGCGUAUCUCACGGCCGUUCAGCAUCCGUUGAAACAUCCACUACGAAUCAUCGUGUGUGUAGCGCAUCUGUACGGAGAUGUUCUGUACUAUGCCACCAGUCUCUUUAAUCACUACGUCAAUGGGAUCUCGUACAGCCGUCCCGAGGUUCUUUACUUCUGGGUGUAUUAUUUUUUUAUGAAUUUCGUGUGGAUCGUGGUGCCAGCAGGACUUCUUUACAGUAGUGUUUGCACUGUAUCAAACGCCCUGCGAGCUGCUGAAAGAACUGGAGAACAGAAAAAGGUGAAAUAG